Echinops telfairi (small Madagascar hedgehog) is the source of this 940-nucleotide messenger RNA. RefSeq names its product caudal type homeobox 1 (gene CDX1). Gene Ontology annotation, biological process: embryo development; animal organ morphogenesis; anterior/posterior axis specification. The transcript is spliced from 3 exons. Lineage: Eukaryota; Metazoa; Chordata; Mammalia; Afrosoricida; Tenrecidae. Gene Ontology annotation, molecular function: RNA polymerase II transcription regulatory region sequence-specific DNA binding; DNA-binding transcription factor activity, RNA polymerase II-specific. The record is from RefSeq and is a predicted model, not a curated record. The coding region runs from base 1 to 804 and encodes 267 amino acids. Gene Ontology annotation, cellular component: nucleus.
AUGUACGUGGGCUAUGUGCUGGACAAGGAUUCCCCCGUGUACCCCGGCCCUGCCAGGCCCGCCGGCCUCGGCCUGGGCCCGCAAGCCUACGGCCCCCCGCCGCCGACCUCUGCGCCCCCGCAGUACCCCGACUUCACUGGCUACUCACACGUGGAGCCGGGCCCCGCGCCCUCUCCAGCCUGGAGCUCGCCCUUCCCUACACCCAAGGACGAGUGGGCCGCGGCCUACGGUCCGGGUCCCACCGUCCCCACGGUCAGCCCAGGCCAGUUAGCGUUCGGGCCCCCGCCGGACUUUAGCCAGGUGCCCGCGCCCCAGGGGCCCGGCCCGGGUCUCCUAGCACAGACCCUCGGCGGCCCGGGCGCACCGACGUCGCCUGGCGCGCAACGGCGAACACCCUACGAGUGGAUGCGGCGCAGCGUGGCCGCUGGAGGCGGCGGCAGCAGCAGCGGUAAGACCCGGACCAAGGACAAGUACCGCGUGGUGUACACUGACCACCAGCGCCUGGAGUUGGAGAAGGAGUUCCAUUACAGCCGCUACAUCACCAUCCGGCGGAAGUCCGAGCUGGCCCUCAAUCUGGGCCUCACUGAGCGGCAGGUGAAAAUCUGGUUCCAAAACCGAAGGGCCAAGGAGCGCAAAGUAAACAAGAAGAAGCAGCAGCAACAGGAGCAGCAGCAACAGCAGCCCCCCCAGCAGUCCCUGCCACCCACCCCAGCUGGGCCACCGCUGGGGGGCCUGUGUCCCAGCACCUCCAGCCUCCUGGGAGCCUCCUCCCCAAUGCCCGUCAAGGAGGAGUAUUUGCCAUAGGCCCUGCCCAGCCUGACGGGCUCCCACCUCAGGCCCAGGGGGCCUGUCUGAGUCUCCAUCUGGCCAUUGGCCUUCUGAAUGACCUCCACCCAGUCCUGCACCCCUGGGCUCAUCUGUUCAAGGCCCUCCUCCAGCU